AUGGAGCAACCACAGUCGAAGUACUCGAACCAGCGAGUUCCUGGAAAGGAACAUAUUCCCCUUUACCCUAAAGGAUUCGUUGCCAUCCGCAUUAUUCAGUUAAUUUUCGGCAUUAUAUGUUUGGGAUUAAGCGCUUUCGGUAUCGUCUAUCUUGUUUUUGCAGGAGAUGCCCUGACGCUUUUUACCUCUAUUGCGACUAUCAUCACUAGUAUAUAUUGUCUCGUCGCCCAUUUCGGUCCCGCGAAGGCUUAUAACUACUGGGCAAUACUUGGCUUGGAUAUAUUCCUUGUUAUCUUCUGGCUAAUUUCAUUUGCCAUCCUUGCUGCUCAAAUCGCAUCCGCGUUCGCUGAAUAUAACGCAUACAGCGACUACUAUGACGGCUACUAUGAUUUUAGCGAGUACGAUGCUAUAGUUAAUACGUAUGGCGGUAGCUUAGCUGCUGCUGCAGGUUUAGGUGGUGUAGAAUUUCUUCUCUAUGUCAUCUCACUUUCGAUCCACGGCGUCAUGCUACACCGGCACCGAAAGGCCGGUCUCAAGGCCAUGCCCAUUCACGGGGCUCCCAGUGGUACAGGUGCUGGCGUUGAACUGGCCGGCGGAGAGAAAUUUCAGAUGCAGCCUCAACCUGCGCAAGUCUAUCAAGAACCCAACCCUAUGGCUGGGCAUCCUCCGCCUCCCCAGGGAUACUAUCCGCCGCAGUCGCCGUCCCCGCUCUCUUCUCAGCCCACAGGCAGUACUUAUGUUCAGCCCCAGCAGAUGGGAAACCCCGGUCAGCCUAUCUACGAGGCUCCUGGUCAAGCCCAACAGUAUCACGCUGCUCAGUAA
Molecule: messenger RNA, 822 nt
Organism: Daldinia childiae
Lineage: Eukaryota; Fungi; Ascomycota; Sordariomycetes; Xylariales; Hypoxylaceae
Exons: 3
Coding region: 1-822 (273 amino acids)
Cellular component (GO): membrane
Source: RefSeq, a predicted model, not a curated record